CGCGGCGAAGCAAUUUUUGGGAGUUUUAAUCAAUUUUUGUUUAAUUAUAUAAUUCUCUCAGACAUCACUCUUGUUUGAUCUUCAUAACCUUUCACCUUCGUCUGAGUUUUUGUUCUCUCUCUCACGAGGUUGUUCACAAGAAAGGGAGAAUCUUAAGAUGUCUGCAACUCAGGAGGAAGACAAGAAGCCAGGAGACGGAGGAGCUCACAUAAAUCUCAAGGUCAAAGGACAGGAUGGGAAUGAGGUGUUCUUUAGGAUCAAGAGAAGCACUCAGCUGAAGAAGCUGAUGAAUGCUUACUGUGACAGACAAUCAGUGGACAUGAACUCCAUUGCCUUCUUGUUUGAUGGCCGUCGUCUUCGUGCUGAGCAGACUCCCGAUGAGCUUGAUAUGGAGGAUGGUGAUGAGAUCGAUGCUAUGCUCCAUCAGACUGGUGGCUGCUCUGUUGUGGCCUGACACUUAUCCGGGUUUAGGGGUUCCAAGAUAAGUUCGUGUGAUAUGAAUGGUUAUGGAGUAAUCGGCAUUAGGAUUUGCAGACAUGUUUUUAUCAUGGCCAUUGUCCUUAGAAAACUAAUAUGGUCAUGAAGGUUAAAAAAACUUUGGUUGACUUUUGUUUGAAUAUUGAUUCCUAUGGUGUACUAUUUGCGCUUAAAUUGCAAGUUAAU
Eruca vesicaria subsp. sativa (arugula) is the source of this 663-nucleotide messenger RNA. Lineage: Eukaryota; Viridiplantae; Streptophyta; Magnoliopsida; Brassicales; Brassicaceae. The record is from the annotation of a GenBank genome assembly.